Molecule: messenger RNA, 363 nt
Organism: Striga asiatica
Lineage: Eukaryota; Viridiplantae; Streptophyta; Magnoliopsida; Lamiales; Orobanchaceae
Source: the annotation of a GenBank genome assembly
AUGACUGCUGUCCUCUUGCAGGUAAACUCCAUUAUUUGUACUUCAACAUGUUCAUCUUCAUACGUAGAUUCCAAAUACCUUAACAAUUUUACAAACGGGUGUUGGAAGGAUACGAACGGGGCUACGAACGGCCACAGCCCUCCGACCCUGUACCCGACCUUCGGGCUACUGAAAUCUAUGAAGCUUACCGUUCUGGUGCUGUACGUGUCAUUUGUUGUGCUCAAUGUGUGGAUUUCUGAAUUUUGGGGUGAAAAUAGAAGAGCUCGCUUAUCUUGGUUAAUAAUUGAGCAAACAGGCAAUGGUUAUUAUCUGAAUGUGUAUGGUCUAUUCCCAUAUUCUGGUCUGAUUGGAGCCAUCGAAUAG